AUGGCGAAUGGCACUUUGCAGCGAGCUAUUGGAGAGCCUCAGGUUGCCUUUGAGCAGGGAACAGGAAAAGAAGGUACCAUCCUUCUCGAGGAAUACUACGUGCAGAAAAACAUCCGGAUGGUGGAUACCAGGGGAUUUUUUGAGAGCGAUGAAAAGCUCCUGGAUGAGUGCCUCAAAAUCAUGUCUGGAAGAAUUCGUGCAGGAGAUGAGAUCGUGCGGACCUAUGACCAGUUAAGUCAGGAGUCGGACGCCGCGGCAAAACGAGCUCCAGCGCUCUCUAAGUACGCGCACGCCGUAAUUUUUGUUGUGAAGGCAAACGAUCCGCGUCUGAAGGACGGCAAGUACAAGGACACACUCCAGAAGAUCAGAGAGCACUUUCGAGAAGAUGGUUAUGCUCCUGUGACGGUUAUUACUUAUCUUGACAAACUAAAAGACAAAGAGGACAAGGAUGAAGCUUUUGACCAGGCCUCCUGGGCGACUGGCAGCUCAAGCGAGAGAACCUACUUCAUUGCAAAUUAUAUAAAUGAUUCCAAACCGUCCCUUGAGAUGGAUCGAGCCGCUCUUGAUAUUCUGGAUUCUGCUUUGCUCUCCGCUGAAAGGUUUAUACAAAUCCGCAAGCAGCGACAGAAAAAUCAGAUGGAAAGGGAGGCCACGGCUGGAGGAGUUUCCAGUAGCGCAGAGACUGUGGAGCAGUUCUUUGGUCGUCUUCAAAAGAAGUACAACUGGACUGACCAGGGAAAGAUGAAAGCUGUGCUGGAAACCUUGCGCCAACAGGAGAUCAAGACGGUUAAAGCACUCAAGGAACUGUGGGAAGACGUUAAGUCUGAGCUGCCAAUGUCGCUUGGUAUGAAGAUAGGCCUGGAGGAAGAGAUGAAGCGCUUGUAAAAUGGCACUGACCAAUGAACCCAACAGAACUUGAUUUAACCUUCUAGAUUCUGUUAAGUAGAAGUAUUACUGGCCUUCACUGUCUUCCCACCAAACAUAAAAAUCGGAACCGAUAAAUAAAGUCAAGAAUCCGGGAUAUGAUACAUGAUUGAUAUAUAAACGUCCUCGUCAAGUUUUACGCCUGUUCUGUUUUUAAUUUGCGCGUUAUUGGGAGAAGUGUUUGACCAGGUUUCUAGAGCCGCCAUGUUAGCGCCCAUCUAGAUGAGUAGAAACGCCUCCCUGCUGAGUAAAAA
This is a messenger RNA of Orbicella faveolata, 1178 nucleotides long. RefSeq lists its product as uncharacterized. Lineage: Eukaryota; Metazoa; Cnidaria; Anthozoa; Scleractinia; Merulinidae. The record is from RefSeq and is a predicted model, not a curated record. Gene Ontology annotation, molecular function: GTP binding.